AUGCACCCGGCAACAGGCCCACAUCCCGCGAGCAGUUCGAGCCUACUACGACCCAAACCCCCGCCGCGUCCAUGGCCGCUCGCUUAUCCCCUCACCCAGUCUCCCCCAAGCUCGCGUCGUCCGUCCAUGGCGUUCACCGCGCCGGUAGGGGUGGCGGGAGCCCUUCUCCCCCUCGCCCUCCCCGCGCCCUCCAGCUCCGGCUCGGCCUCCUUCCUCCCCCGCGCCGGCGGUGAGUCCCGACGGCGCCGCUUAGCCGUCCCACGCAGAGGAGGCGCCAUGGGAGAUAGCCGGGGGAGAUGGAAUUGCCACAUGACUCGCUCUGCCGGCAAGGCGAAUGUGGUGACCGAGGACGAUGCGGUGAAUGUUGCUGCUGAUGCCGCCACGGACCAAGCUGCCGAUGAUGCCGCCGAUGUGCUCGAGUCCUUGAACCCUGACGAUGCUGAUCCAGUUGCCUGGAUAAAGCAGCAGCCUCUCCCUUAUCCUGCAGAUGCUCUGGAGCCAUACAUAAGCAAGGAGACGGUGGAGCAGCACUGGGGAGUUCACCAGCGCGGGCACGUGGACAGGCUCAACGGCAUGAUCGGCGGCAGCGAGUGGGAGCGGAUGUCGAUUGGGCAGAUGAUGCUCGCCUCAUUCAACGAGGGCAGGGCGCCACCCCACGCUCCCUUCUUCCAUGCCGCACAGGUAUGGAACCAUGAUUUCUAUUGGCGAUCAAUGAAACCUGGCGGUGGAGGCAAGCCCCCGGAACGUCUUCUGAAGUUUAUAAACAGAGACUUCGGAUCAUAUGACGGCAUGAUCAAACAAUUCAUGGAUGCCACACUAACUCAGUUCGGUUCUGGAUGGGUUUGGCUUUCUUACAAGGGGAGCAAGUUACCUCAUGUGAAGUCAAAAAGCCCAAUCCCAUCUGACAAUUAUGGCAGGCUGGUCAUCUCAAAGUCUCCAAAUGCUAUCAACCCACUUGUCUGGGGCCACUCUCCACUCCUUGCGAUUGAUGUUUGGGAGCAUGCCUACUACUUGGAUUAUGAGAAUCGAAGGGCUGAGUAUGUCUCUGCAGUUCUAGAGAAGCUCGUCUCAUGGGAAAUGGUGGAGUCCAGGCUCCGGAAAGCUGUUCUGCGAGCAAUAGAAAGAGACGGUCACACCAGCCCGAAGCAGCGAAGGAAGCAACUUCUGUCCCAGGCUAAAAGCCGCGUCGGGGAUGCAAGCACCAGCGGUGAGGCAAGAAGGCGACCAAGAAGUAAGGAUCAGCAGGCCCCUUCCAGCGUGAGAAUGGUUCCAGCAGGCGAGGCGGUACCGAACUGA
This is a messenger RNA of Triticum turgidum subsp. durum (durum wheat), 1296 nucleotides long. The record is from the annotation of a GenBank genome assembly. Lineage: Eukaryota; Viridiplantae; Streptophyta; Magnoliopsida; Poales; Poaceae.